ACUGUGUGAUCUGUGACUAGCAUUUGAACUACUCUCAUCAGUACGCUCAGCAUUUUUAUAACCUGUGGAGUUAACCUCACAAAUGCCACAUUUUGUAAACAUAAACCCAAAGCCCUUUAAUUUAGCUCCAAUAUGGUAAAAAUGGAGAAGAAAAAAUUUAAUUGGAAGGCUCGCCGAAUAGUCAAUACUGUCAUAGAUGAAUCGUCGAUGAAAAAUAUACACAUCGAUUUAGACGUCCGGGGCCACUAUGAUCAAAGUAAUCAACUUGUUUUACCUUCUGCCAAACGUAAAACGAAAAUCAAAGACGACAAACCCAAAUCGACUAGGAUAUUGUCUAGCAAGCACCGUAAACGGCUAGAGAAAAUAGUUGAUAAGAAAAAAAAGAAAGAGAAUCGCGCCAGCUUGCUUGAAUCGCUUCAAAAAGUGCAGGCGAGCUCCGAGGAACUCUCUCAGUUGACUUCGAUUGUUUCGGUGCAGACCAAAGGCCUGAAACGUCAGUUUAGAGAGGAACGGGAGCCGGGAAAAUUCGUCGCUCGCGAAAUCGUGCCAGAGGUGAAGAAGUUAAACAGCUUGUCCGGCGCUUAUCGGAAAAAAUUAUUACGCAAUUUCGGUGAGACUGAGCCCAAGAAAUUACGGUUAAACGACCCGAACGUACUUGGCUUUGAAAGUGACAGUGACAGUGCGAGUGAAGCUGACGCUUCUGAAGUGCAAGAUGAAGACUGCGGUAACGAAACUAAAGAAAUUAAAGCGGAGGUUAUGGGGGACGUGAAAGAAGAGGUUGUAGUGAUCGAAAAAAGGGCAGAGGUUAUUGAAAUAAAAGACUCGGAGUCGAGAAAAGUUGAACGGAAGCCGGCGGUGUACGUGGAUGUGAUACGGAGCGCUGAAGUGCAGGCUGCCCGGUUCAAAUUACCCAUUUUGGCAGAGGAGCAGCAGAUAAUGGAGGUGAUUAAUGAAAAUCAGAUCGUAAUAAUAGCAGGUGAGACUGGCAGCGGUAAGACGACGCAAGUGCCACAAUUUUUAUAUGAAGCUGGUUACGCCAUCAACAAGCAGAUUGGAGUCACCGAACCUCGCAGGGUGGCGGCCAUUUCUAUGUCAAAACGUGUAGCUGAAGAGAUGAACCUGAGCACGCGGGAGGUGUCGUAUUUGAUUCGGUUCGAGGGCAAUGCCACAGAAGACACAAAAAUCAAAUUCAUGACAGACGGCGUUUUGCUGAAGGAAAUGCAGUCAGAUUUUUUGCUUAAGAAGUACUCAGUGAUUAUUUUAGAUGAGGCCCAUGAACGGUCAGUUUACACUGAUAUAUUGAUCGGGUUCUUAUCAAGAGUAGUACCUUUGCGCCACAAGAAAGGUGAUCCAUUAAAACUUAUCAUUAUGUCUGCCACUUUGAAGUUAGAAGAUUUCACGGCGAACGCGAGGCUGUUUAAGGUGGCGCCACCGGUGGUAGUUGUGGAAACUAGACAGUUUCCAGUUACAAUACACUUUAACAAGCGCACCAACGACGACUAUGUUAAAGAGGCAUUCGGAAAGGCGGUGAAAAUACACACAAAGCUCCCGGAGGGUGGAGUUUUGAUUUUCGUCACAGGUCAGCGCGAGGUGAACAGUUUAGUGAAGAAGUUGAGGAGGGCGUUCCCGCUGAAGCAUAAAGCUGGGUGUUUGCGCGUGGGUGACGGCGAUAAGGAUUCACACGAACAGGAUGUCAAUUUUGAUGAAGCGCGGCCUUUAUUCUGCGGUCUUGGUGCAGACGACCAACCGUCGCGUCGUAAGAAACGCAAAAAGGUGAAAAUCGUGCCCGACAUCGACCUCGACGACUACGACGUCCCUAACGAUGCCGAGCCUGAUUCCGACGCGGAUGACGUCGACUUCUCCGACGAGGAGGAGCCGGAGGAGCAACGAGCAGCGGUGUUCCGUAACGCGCAGCCGUUGUGGACGCUGCCGCUCUUCUCGAUGCUACCGCCCCAUAAACAGGCCAAGGUAUUCGAAGUUCCGCCCGCUGGUUGCCGUUUGUGCGUUGUCAGCACCAACGUGGCCGAGACGUCGCUGACGAUCCCAAACGUCAAAUACGUGAUAGACUGCGGCAAGACGAAGCUCAAGUUGUACGACAAGGUGACCGGCCUGACCGCCCACGCUAUCCAUUGGACGAGCAAAGCAUCGGCCGACCAGAGGGCGGGGCGUGCGGGCCGGACCGCCCCCGGUCACUGCUAUCGUCUCUAUUCCAGCGCCGUCUACAACGACGCGUUCCCAGACUACGCGACGCCCGAGAUCCAGCUCAAGCCCGUCGACGAUCUUUAUCUGUUGAUGCGGCGCAUGCGCAUCGAAAAAAUCGUCAAUUUUCCGUUUCUAACCGCGCCAGAUCUGAUGCAGCUGCGUGGUGCCGAACGCCGUCUCGAGAUCUUAGGCGCCCUGAGCGGUGGACAGCUGACACCCCUGGGCGAGGCCAUUUCCCGAUUUCCGGUGUUGCCCCGUUUUGGCAAGAUGCUCGCUCUCAGCCACCAGCACAACCUCAGCCCAUACACCGUGUGUUUGGUGGCCGCGCUCUCCGUCCCAGAAGUGCUCCUCGAGGUACCCCUGACACCCAAGGAAGAUGCGAAGGAGACGCGUCAGCGUUGGGCGGCGACAAGGGCCAAGUGGGCGGGCCACGGUCACUCUCUCCUCCUCGGCGACAACAUGGUACUCUUAAAGGCCGUAGGCGCGGCCGAACACGCCCACUCCCGAGGGCGGCUUCGCGAGUUCUGCGACGAGCACGGCCUGCGGCACAAGGCGGUCGCGGAAAUCAGAAAACUCCGUUUACAACUGACGUCCGAGAUAAAUCGGAACGUGCCGGGGGCGGAAGCGGUGGUCGAUCCGCGGCUGGAGCCGCCCACUGAACUUCAAGCCAAGCUACUGCGGCAGAUCUUGCUGUCCGGCAUGGGGGAUCAGGUGGCGCGGAAGGUGGCACUCGAGGAGGUCGCCGACCGCGAGGACAAAGCGAGGUUCAAGUACGCUUACAAAGCGAACGACAUGGAGGAGCCGGUUUUCCUCCACCAGGGUUCGGUGCUUCGGAAAGCGUUGCCGGAGUUUGUGGUCUAUCAGGAAAUCUACGAGACGAACCGGAUCUACAUGAGGGGCGUGACCGCAGUCGAGCCGGAAUGGUUGCCCACCUACGUGCCGCACCUAUGCAACCUGACGGAUCCGUUGCCGGACCCGCCUCCUUUUUACGACUCCCGGACCGGUCGGGUGCGUUGCACCGUGACCGGGACGUUCGGGAAACAGGCGUGGCCGCUGCCCCAUAUCGAAGUCGCGCAUCCCGAGACGGUCGACGCGUUCAAAUGGUUCGGCAAUUUUUUGCUCGACGGCAAGGUGUUUGGAGCAUUGGCCAAGUACAAGGACGCAUUGCUGAGCCAACCUGGAGUCAUGGUGAAAACGUGGGCGAGACUGCAGCCCCGUACCGAAGCCCUACUUAAAGCGCUCGUCGCGGAACGGUGCUGCAGCAGAGACCGUCUAAUCGAAGUGUGGCGGACGAACCCGAAAUACUUACUUCCGGAGUACUUGAAAUGGCUGCCCGAGUCCGCGCACUCCCAGGUGGUCCUGCUGUGGCCCCCGUCGGAAUAGGGAUUCGCCGGGGAAUAAAUAUGUUG
Cylas formicarius (sweet potato weevil) is the source of this 3611-nucleotide messenger RNA. RefSeq names its product probable ATP-dependent RNA helicase kurz (gene kz). NCBI's taxonomy places the organism in Eukaryota, Metazoa, Arthropoda, Insecta, Coleoptera, Brentidae. Gene Ontology annotation, cellular component: nucleolus; intracellular anatomical structure. The coding region runs from base 133 to 3585 and encodes 1150 amino acids. Gene Ontology annotation, molecular function: ATP binding; RNA binding. The record is from RefSeq and is a predicted model, not a curated record. Gene Ontology annotation, biological process: maturation of SSU-rRNA from tricistronic rRNA transcript (SSU-rRNA, 5.8S rRNA, LSU-rRNA). The transcript is spliced from 9 exons.